AUGGAGAAUCAAUCUUGGGACUUCUUUGAAGCCCUCAUGGACAAUAUCAGCACCAACCAGACUCUUCUGAACAAGAUGCCUCAGUUGCCGCUGGAGGUGCAGGUGGUCACUAUCUUGCUGGUCCUUCUGAUCUGCGGGGUAGGGAUUGCAGGCAAUAUUAUGGUAGUCCUGGUGGUUCUUCGCACCAAGCACAUGGUGACUCCCACCAACUGCUACCUGGUGAGCCUGGCCAUCGCUGACUUGAUUGUGCUACUGGCAGCAGGGCUGCCCAACAUUUCUGAGGUGGUGGCUUCCUGGGUGUAUGGCUACGCUGGCUGUCUCUGCAUUACUUACCUGCAGUACUUGGGCAUCAACAUCUCAGCAUGCUCCAUCACAGCCUUCACGGUGGAGCGCUACAUUGCCAUCUGCCACUCCAUUAAGGCACAGCUGCUUUGCACCGUAGCCCGGGCCAAACGCAUCAUCGCUGUCCUAUGGCUCUGCACUUCGCUCUACUGUCUCAUGUGGUUCUUUUUGGUGGACACCUCGAAAGCCAUGUUUGCUGAUGGCACUCAAGUCAGCUGUGGCUACCGUGUCUCCAGGAACCUCUAUAUGCCCAUCUACUUCUUAGACUUCACCAUAUUCUAUGUCAUCCCCCUGGGCUUGGCCACUAUCCUGUACGGUCUCAUUGCCCGCAUCCUCUUCAUGAACCCGCUGCCUGCAACACCUCAGCAUGCAAGCCGGAUGAGCAAACGCAGCAGCUCUGUCACUACCUCCAGCUCCAUGAAGCUCUCUUGCCGGGGAAACAAGGGUGCUUUGAGCUCCAGGAAACAGGUGACCAAGAUGCUGGCUGUGGUGGUGAUUCUCUUUGCCGUUCUGUGGAUGCCGUACCGUACCUUAGUAGUAGUCAACUCUUUCAUGGACCCUCCUUACCUGAACAGCUGGUUUGUUCUCUUCUGUAGACUCUGUAUUUACCUGAACAGUGCUAUCAAUCCAGUCAUUUAUAACUUGAUGUCCCAAAAAUUUAGAGCUGCCUUCCGAAAGUUAUGCAAAUGCGAGCAGAAGAGAACUGAAAUUGCUACACAGUUUAACACCCCUGUCUUCUACAGCACAAUGAAAGACUGUUCUCAUGACAGUUCAGAUCACAAUGUAACAGAACAAGAAGAUCUCAAUGGCUGCCCUCCAAUAGUCAGGAAAAAGUUAAUCUUUCCAAGUAAACACGGCACAUAA
This is a messenger RNA of Notechis scutatus (mainland tiger snake), 1206 nucleotides long. RefSeq names its product thyrotropin-releasing hormone receptor-like. Gene Ontology annotation, cellular component: membrane. Lineage: Eukaryota; Metazoa; Chordata; Lepidosauria; Squamata; Elapidae. Gene Ontology annotation, molecular function: thyrotropin-releasing hormone receptor activity. The record is from RefSeq and is a predicted model, not a curated record. Gene Ontology annotation, biological process: phospholipase C-activating G protein-coupled receptor signaling pathway.